Seminavis robusta is the source of this 2625-nucleotide messenger RNA. Lineage: Eukaryota; Bacillariophyta; Bacillariophyceae; Naviculales; Naviculaceae. The record is from the annotation of a GenBank genome assembly.
AUGGUAGAGUUUGGCCUGAAGCUACAAGAUAACCGAGUCUCUGAAUGGAGCAAUCAUUACAUCAACUAUGAUCUCCUAAAGGCGCUACUGAAAAAGGGCAAGCAAGCCUCUAAGAGAUACCAAGAACAAGCCGAAAAGAAACCAGAAUUAGCGAAGGAAAUCAAGGCCAAUUUUGAUAAGGGAGUCCAUACCUUUAUUACCAAAACACCGCCCAUGUCUUCGGAAAAACUAAGUGGAUUGGUCAAGGAAAGCAUCUCAGGAAACAGUCUCGAUAUCAACAACAACAACAACAGUAAGGUCGAUGAAAAGACCAAAUUGCUCGCACAAUCCACUCCCGACAAGCACCAAAAACGCGUUGAUUCCGAAGGUAACAUGUCCUAUGGAUCGCGAGGAUCACUCAGCAGCGAUAGAUCUCCUCGAAAUUCCGUUCAUGGAGUGCUCAGCUUGGCCGUGUCCAGUGUGUCCAAGUACUUUGAAAAGCAAUACGAAACUCAAUUGCGAGAUGCUCUGGCAGAAAUUGGAGCCACAGAACAGGAAUUUGAUACCCAAGUCAUGCAGGAGGUAGCCAAAGUCAAUGGUUUUUACGAUUCCAAAGUGGAAGAACUGGAAAAAAGAUUGGCCCUACUCACGGAAAACGUUGUCACAUCAUUGCGAGACCAGUAUGAAGGCGACAAGCAUAAGGAUGGUGAAGACGAAGACCAGCAUGGAUUGGUAGAUGAUACGCUUUCACCGUUGCCACCCUCUUCCCGAAAACAGAGACAUUCAAAAUUGCCAUCCUUGGAUUGGAGAGAUCUGGUAGCUCGUAUCAAGCGCACUGGCUCGAGACCGGAAGAACCGGUCCCAAAAAAAGAAAAACCACAAAAAGUACUCGAUGUCGAUGAACUUGAUGAUGACCCAGAUUCGUUGGUCCGCGACAAGAAAUUGGUCAAAAAGAUUGCCGAAGCAGAUUCCAUUCAACGAGCACUGGUCGAUCAAUACCGCACGGCCAAACUAUUGCAUAACUUUGCUAUUAUGAAUUACACUGGAUUCGUCAAAAUUAUCAAGAAGCACGACAAAUCAUUGCCGCACGCAAAGGGAAGAUUCAAGGAACUCACCAAAGCAACGGCCAUUUGCAACGAGGGCAAAGCAGUGGAACAAAUGGCCGAACGAUUGGAGCUACGAUAUGCCAAUUGGUUCUGCGAUGGCAAUCAUCGAGAAGCCUACGCGCAGCUCUUGCCCAAGCGAGGUGAUGGAUUGGAGACGGAUUGGUCACAGUUGCGACUUGGAUAUCGGAUGGGAAUGUGUGCAGUCUUGGGACUGUGGGUCUGCUGGGACUGCAUAUGGGGGUUCGUGGCGAGCGGACACUCGACCAUCGGUGGACGAACCGCAUUCCCAGUUUUCCGUGCCUGUGGAGGAUUGUUGCUAUUGCAAUGGUUCUGGGGUUGUAGUGUCUUUGUAUGGACACGACACAGAGUGAACUACAUUUAUCUGUUUGAUUUCGACCCAAGAAUUGUAUCCAGUCCCAUUGCAAUCUUCAAUGAAGCAGUCGACAACACACUCAUCUUUCUUUGGUGUAUGCUACUCUAUUACAAGGCUGGAGCCCACGACAUUCCCGCCGUUGUUCCGUCGGGUGCGUUUCCGCUGAUUUUGGUGCUGUACACUGUGUACAACCUGGUCUUCCCUUUACGCACAAGAGGCCCAAUGUGGAAAUCUAUUUGGGCCCUGGUUUCUGCGCCAUCAACGUCGCCGUCGUUCUAUCAUGGUUACGUUGGGGAUAUCUUCACCUCGAUGGUAAAAGUGUUCCAGGACAUUGCGUGGACCAUAUGCUUUCUCUUUUCCGGUGACUGGCUCAUAAGUGAAGACCUCCAUGCUUCAACAAAACAUGAAUGGGCUCACUCGUUUUGGUACAAGAACGUGCUCAUGCCUCUGCUGUGCCUCCUACCACUUUUGUUCCGUUUCAACCAAUGUUUGCGGAAGUUCCAUGAUACUGGAAAGCGGUGGCCUCAUCUCGCAAACGCUUCAAAAUAUGCCUUGUCCCAGACAGUGACUCUGUUUGGUGCAUUCCAUCCACUGUAUCUCAUGCACAAAUCCCCGGAGCACCGCAGCAUAAAUAUGUUCCAAAUCUUUUGGAUGGCGGUGUUUGUUGCGUCGUCGCUCUACUCGUUCACUUGGGACGUUUUUAUGGAUUGGGGACUUGGCGUGCCGAAGUAUCAAUUCCUAGGUCCGAGGCUGAUGUAUCCAAGGCGAAUCUACUACUAUUAUGUCAUCGCGCUGGAUCUAGUCCUUCGUUUUAUGUGGGUUCUGACACUCCUGCCCCCACAAUCAGGCGCCAGGUUUGAAGUACCUGCCUACUUGACCGCAUUGGUAAUGAUGCUCGAACUGUUUCGGCGAACCAUUUGGGGAUUUCUGCGCCUUGAGAACGAGCACCGAAGCAACACAGCAGACUUCAGGCGUGUCAGCUUUGUCCCGCUGCACUUCAAUACCGGGCACAACCACAAAUACAACAAACAAGAAAAGCAACAUAGAGGAGCGAGUGUAUUGGCAGAGGUUGCCGUUGUGGCCGCAGUGGUGUUUGCUGUUUGCGUGUACAGCGUCGUGGCCGCCCAACAUGCAACGCGCAGUCUGGACAAUGCAGUGGAUCUGUAA